Arthroderma uncinatum is the source of this 2004-nucleotide messenger RNA. RefSeq names its product DnaJ domain-containing protein. The transcript has 5 exons. Lineage: Eukaryota; Fungi; Ascomycota; Eurotiomycetes; Onygenales; Arthrodermataceae. The coding region runs from base 1 to 2004 and encodes 667 amino acids. Gene Ontology annotation, biological process: cristae formation. The record is from RefSeq and is a predicted model, not a curated record.
AUGGCAGCCCACAUAGGCAGCAAUGGCGCAACCGGAGGGUCCCAGAGCCCUCCGGACGAUGAUAGCAUAGCUCGGGAGUAUGACAUGCUGUCGUCCUAUACCGAUACAACUGACUACUAUUCUCUUCUGGCCCUGUCGCGCGACCCCCCGCCUACCGACGCUGCGAUUCGCUCUGCCUACCGGGCCCUGAUGCUUUCGUUUCACCCGGACAAACAGCCGUCGCAUAUGCAAGAAGCCGCCCGAAGCCACUUCGGGAAGAUACAGUUGGCCUACGAAACCCUGAUUGAUCCCAAGAAGCGGGUGGUUUAUGAUAUGUUGGGAGAGGAAGGUGUGAAUGAAGAAUGGAGCUACAGAGGUCUUUUGGGGAAAGCCGGCGAGGCGGAGAGGAUGGAAGUAGGGGUAAAGGCCAUGGAUGAAGCACAAUUCCGUCGAUGGUUUGUGAAGAAGAUGAAAGACAAGGAACAUUCUGUAUUGGAAGAUCUAGUUCAAAGUAAAGUACACAUGCAGGUUGACUUGGAUGCGACAGACAUGUUCAAAAAAACAGCGGAUACGACCACCGUACAGAUUCCUAACGUGAGGACAUCGCAUGCAGAGCUUGGUUUCAGGUUUAAAACGCCGUUCCCUACCAUUCCAGGAUUCAAGUCAUCUAAUAACGAAGACUACGAGGAUGGCAGCGGGGACGGUUCAGAUCGUAAGGCCGCCAUUGAUCCCGAAGACGAAGAGGAAGACAUGCAGCUAGUGGUUUAUGCAAGUGCGGGCGGAGAUAUUCAUAGAAUGAAGCGAGUGAUCACUAUGGUUGUUGAGGAAACAAACGAAGAGAGAAAGGUAGUGGAGGAUAUGCCGCUCAGCCUUAUAACUGGCAAUUUCACUUUGGGAGCUUCUCUGGGGCAUAGAGUACAAGCCAGUGGCGCUAGAAUCUUCAACGAUGAGGACAAUGAAGUCAACAUGCCUCGCGAGCACAGCAAGUUUGAACUUGGUUUGAAUAUACUUCCCAAAGAGGCCGCUCAGAUACCGCGACACUCUGACGACGACGACGACGACGAUGACGAGCAGAAGGUCGAAACUGCCAGGAGAAUGCGUGGAAUCGCGGAAUCCGCGCCGCUAGGAACCUGGGUAUUAUCCCUUCAUACAUCACCGGCUAACGUAUACUUGUCUGUCGAUUAUGGGAGGAGCCUGUUUCUCUCUGAGCCCGAGAAGCCAGCGCUAUCCCAGUGGAGCUACGAGGGAUAUACUCCUCGAAAAGAAACAGUCAACAGUCCACCUGUCCAACUCUCCAUCGCGGCCACCGUUUCUAUAGAUCUCUCCUUGGCAUGGAUGAUAUCAGCCUCUCGCAAAUUUGGCAAGUUCACUCGGAUGGGCCUCGGUGUUGGAGUUGAAGGCAAAAAGGGGCUGGUUUGUUCAAUUACAUGGAGUAGGCUUGGUCAAAACCUGAAAUUCCCAAUCGCAAUCUGUCCCUUGGAAGUGGUGGAUGCCGAUAUUGCUAGUCUUGCUGUGAUUGUGCCAUGGCUUACAUACUCAAUCAUGGAGUUUGGAUACUUGCGUCCACGACGGCGACGGGAACAGAAGAAAGCGAUUGCUAAGCAGCAAAGGAGGGUGCAAAAACUCAUAGAGAAACGCAAGGCAGACAGCUUGCAGGUUAUCGAACUGAUGAGAGAACAAGUCAACCGAAGGCAGGACGGAGAAGAACAAAGGGGUGGCCUGGUGAUUCUUCACGCUGAAUAUGGACAUAUCCCGCCGGCAUCGUCAUUCAGACUGGGUAGAGCCGACUCAAGGGCCCGUGAAAAUAUGGUCGAUGUCACCAUCCCGAUUGCGGCUCUUGUUUACCAGGGCCAGUUGAACAUACCGAGUGCUGUUAUCAAGAGCAACAUUAUCGGCUUUAGUGACCCUGCGCCGUUUAUGCCUAAGACCCUGCGGAUAGAAUAUGUCUUUGGAUGGAGGAAGCACUCGGUUGAGAUCGCCGACGGUGAGGCCGUGACAUGCCCUAUGCGGUCACACAUGGUGUAG